Malus domestica (apple) is the source of this 1665-nucleotide messenger RNA. RefSeq lists its product as uncharacterized. The record is from RefSeq and is a predicted model, not a curated record. Lineage: Eukaryota; Viridiplantae; Streptophyta; Magnoliopsida; Rosales; Rosaceae.
UUCUAUCCUGUUUUCAGCAAACUGGAACGCCAUUUCCUCUCACUUAUUUCUCACUCAAAUCUACUCAAUCUUGUCUUUGUAAUCAAUUAAUGACGAUGGGUAGAGAGGCCGAUGAGGAUGUUGGUGGUGUUGGUGAUAGGUUCAAGGACGCCGAGGCACUCAAUCGCUACAAGAAAAACUUCCGACUGUGUUUUCUGAGGACCGAUCGGCAAGAGUACCUGUUGAGCGAUUUCGAGGAUUUUGGGAUUCCCUCCGUCUUCGAAUCACGCGGUUGGCUUUCCGUUGUAGGACCUGCAGAGCCUGCUAAUGUCCAGAUUAUUCAAGAAUUCUACUCCAACAUCCCCCCUCUCCCUGCUGAUCGGCCAUUCCCCGACUCUUUUGAUGUCUACCUACGCGGUAAGACCCUCAAUUUCUCCGUAAAUAGCAUUGCCCGGUUGCGUAAACUUCCUCGGCUCAAGCCGGAUGAACCCGGUUUCGAUUAUGAUCAGCUUGUUGCUAAGCUUGACAUGAAUUUAGUCAGGUCUACCUUAGUUGGCCCCUACAAGAGAUUGCAAGAACUUUUCUCCGUAACCCGUCUCACUGACUUCUACAAAAUACUUAACUGCAUUGUGGUUGAUAAUAUUGAUACUCUGGGUUUCUCUUCCUCUUCUUUCAUUACUCCUGAUAGAGCGCGCCUCCUUUAUGCUAUUGGGACCAAUCUGCCAAUUGAUCUGCCCACCUACAUUUUCCGUGUAAUCUGCCGAUCUGCAAGUUUUACCCUUGGCGACUUGCCUUUCGGGUCCUUAAUAACUCGGUUCGCCAUGGAUUCUCAGGUGCGAAUUGAUCCUACGGAUAGGCUUCGAUGUUCUUCUGUACCAGCUCUGAAGUUGGAUUGUAUACCUUAUAUUAAGAGACGUGUGCCGUCUUCUCCUGCAUUUAAUCCUGCAGGCGCACGCGCACCCGCACCUGUGCCUCCUGUCAACAACAUGAUGCUUCAUGGCAAGACAAGUGUACCAUCUUCUCCUAUAGUUAAUGCAGCAUCAGCUGCUUCUGAGCCAACUCCACAGCAUAAUCAGCCUCCAAUCGUGAGGCACGACAGGACCCAACUUACCAUCGCAGAGCUCCGCGGUGAUUCGUCUGCCGUUUACGCACACCCCGAAUCCCCAUCUCCAACUAAUCUGCAGCAAUCUACAGCUUCAACUUGCGACUCCCAUCCAAAAAAGAAAGCGAAAAGAGAUUCCAUGGCGGAUGCAAUUGGUGAGAUGGCAAAGUCAGUGAAGGAGUUUUUGGCAAGUCAAGUGAAACCGCGAGUGAGACUCGAAGGAAAGGAGGUACUUGACGUGGUUUUGAAGGUACCAAAACUUAGUAGACUGCAAGUUAUGAAGGCUGUGCGCAUAUUACUGAAUGGUAAUCCAGAAGAUUUCUCCCUAGUGAAAUCUCUUAAUGAUUCCGCGAGGAGGGAGUGGAUACUGUUUAUUAUUAGUCAAUCUGAAGUAUGAACCAAAUGAAGAAUCAAAAGUAGCCCGUGACUUCAAAAUCUCUUUAAAAUUAGUUCUUUCUCUUUCGCUGCUGUUUUCAUUUACUUUAUAUCUAGUGAAGUGCUGGUUUUCUUCAAUGAUUAGAAACAUUUGCAUGUAUAUGUAUAUUUGUAAGCAGACAUCUUUGCUGAUAUAUUAUUGUACUGUU